AUGCAUAUCCUCGUGGCGAUGCUCCUGUUAUCAAGCUGCUCAGCGCUGCGUGACCACAAGAGCUCAGACAAUGACAUUCGUGAAGGCAUCUCUUGGCCAAACCUCGCGGAGUUGCAGGAGAAGAUGGCAAACAAGCCGCAUCCAGAGGGGCGUCCGCGCUGGGUCUCUACAAAAGGGAUCUCGGACGAAGCGAUUAAGUACAUCGAGUCGGCUGCCUGGGCAUGCUACAACGAUGAUGAUUUCAGCAUGGCCUCAUGCAUCACUUUUCAGCUGGACAGGGAUUACAACCGCACGCUUCCCCGACAGAGUUGGGGAACGGUCUUGGGGAAACACCUGGGGGGUGUGAGUAUCGGCCCUCCUGUCAGAGCUCAACUUGUCUGGGGUGACCUGGUGAUCUACGUCUUUAGCUACUAG
Symbiodinium necroappetens is the source of this 414-nucleotide messenger RNA. NCBI's taxonomy places the organism in Eukaryota, Dinophyceae, Suessiales, Symbiodiniaceae. The record is from the annotation of a GenBank genome assembly.